Messenger RNA from Nicotiana attenuata, 2161 nucleotides. RefSeq names its product rop guanine nucleotide exchange factor 12-like. The coding region runs from base 282 to 1790 and encodes 502 amino acids. Gene Ontology annotation, molecular function: guanyl-nucleotide exchange factor activity. NCBI's taxonomy places the organism in Eukaryota, Viridiplantae, Streptophyta, Magnoliopsida, Solanales, Solanaceae. The transcript is spliced from 7 exons. The record is from RefSeq and is a predicted model, not a curated record.
UUUUCAAUUUCAUCUUUCAUUUUACAAAAACAUGCACCCCACGUUCUCUCAACCAUUCACAAAAACAAGAGAACAAACAUCAAAAGACUUCUUCAUUCUCUAUCAAGAAAACUUCUGUCUCCUUUUCUCUUCUCCUAUCUGCGCCAGCUGAAACCCUUUCCUUUUUCUGACGCCAAAAGUUUCCAGUUUGUUCAUCAAUCUCCAUAUCAUAUUAUAUUUCUGCUUUAUGGUCUCAAACUUCGCCGCGUAAGGCAACAUUCUUUCGGCUUGAAUCAGAAAAAAUGGUUCGAGCACUAGAAGAAGAAGAGAAAGGGAUUCCAUCUGCUGAAUCUCAAAAGGUUAAUGAGUUGAAGCUUCUUCGUAAAGAGACCAUCAAGUCACGUAAUAAAGCCGACGAUUCAGGCUCCGCUAACAUCAACCAGAACCAGCCUUCAGAUAUGGAGCUGAUGAAGGAAAAAUUUGCCAAGUUGCUCCUUGGUGAGGAUAUGUCUGGCGGAGGAAAGGGUGUUUCAUCAGCAUUGGCAUUGUCAAAUGCAAUCACAAACUUAGCAGCUUCUGCAUUUGGGGAACAGAAGAGAUUAGAGCCCAUGCAACCAGAGACAAAAGCCAAGUGGAGAAAAGAAAUUGAUUGGCUUUUAUCUGUUACAGAUCAUAUUGUUGAAUUUGUUCCUUCUAAACAAAAAUCAAAAGAUGGAACAAACAUGGAGAUUAUGGUGACAAAGCAGAGAACUGAUCUUCAAAUGAACAUCCCAGCACUACGCAAACUAGACGCGAUGCUUCUGGAUUGUUUAGAUAGUUUUAGAGACCAAAGUGAAAUCUCUUAUACGUCCAAGGAUGAUGAAGGAAAAAAUAGCAGGGCAGAUGACAAAUGGUGGAUACCUACACCUAAGGUUCCUCCUAAUGGCUUGUCCGAUGCUACGAGAAAAUGGCUGCAAUUUCAGAAAGAUUCUGUAAACCAAGUACAUAAAGCAGCCAUGGCCAUAAAUGCUCAAGUUCUAACAGAAAUGGAGGUCCCUGAAAAUUAUAUAGAAUCCCUACCGAAGAAUGGAAGAGCAAGUCUUGGAGAUUCGAUAUACAGGAGCAUUACUGAUGAAUACUUUGAUCCUGAUUACUUCCUUUCAACUAUGGACUUGUCUUCGGAACAUAAAAUAUUAGACCUCAAGAACAGGAUUGAGGCAUCUGUAAUUAUAUGGAGAAGAAAAAUGAAUGCUAAAGAUGGGAAAUCAGCCUGGGGUUCAGCCGUUAGUAUGGAGAAGAGAGAGUUAUUUGAAGAAAGAGCAGAGACUAUCUUGCUUAUCCUAAAGCAUCGGUUCCCUGGAAUUCCUCAGUCAUCACUAGACAUAAGCAAAAUCCAGUACAACAGAGAUGUUGGGCAAGCUAUUUUAGAAAGCUAUUCGAGAAUAAUUGAAAGCAGGGCAUACACAGUCAUGUCACGAAUCGAAGAUGUUCUCCAAGCAGAUGCUGUGGCCCAAAAUCCUGCCAAUGGAGAGGUAAAGAGGUUUCCUGGGGAUGAUUCCUUAGGAGUCGCAGCAUCAGAAGCAUUCCCGGAUGGUAAGGAAGAAGUAGAGAAGCUUAAUUCUGCAGAGACUCCUAAUUCAAUGACACUGCUGGAUUUCAUGGGUUGGGGGGCGGAACAAGGAGACGAUGAUACUGAGAAAGAAUUGAAGGAGGACCGAACCAAAGACACUGAUGGAAAGCUCCUAAGCAAACCUCCAAAUAUAGUCACUAAUAAGAGAGUGUCUUACUUAGAGAAUUUAGCUGGUUCCAGAAGUCCAACAGCACGCCACUAGCAGACUUCACUGCAGAAUACUGAUUGACUCUUCAGAGGCAAGGAUCGACGACUAGAGUUUCAUCAGAUUAAGAAAGCUCGGCGUCAAAUGUACAUAUCGAGAUGAAGCAUACCAAUCUAGGAUUUCACUAAGUCAUUCCUUUUGUAAAUAGGGAUACAGUUAGUAGACCUACUGGGUCUGUGGCAGUUCUUGAAAUGAUUUACUCAGUACAAGAUGUCACCUUGUUGUUGAACAACAAUGGGAAUUACAGACCUUUUACCUUGAAUAACCUCUGGUUUUCAGAUCUAUUAGUAACAUGAUCUGUAGUUCACUAUUUAAAGUCUAUUUGGUUUGCACUUUACAGAAUCAUUAAUUGGUUAUUAGUUAAUUCA